Molecule: messenger RNA, 4457 nt
Organism: Elgaria multicarinata webbii
Lineage: Eukaryota; Metazoa; Chordata; Lepidosauria; Squamata; Anguidae
Gene: COL6A1
Product: collagen type VI alpha 1 chain
Exons: 35
Coding region: 186-3239 (1017 amino acids)
Source: RefSeq, a predicted model, not a curated record
UCAGCUGAAUUCCUGAUCCUUCUCCCUUCCCUCUUUCUAAACUCAGGGACAGAGUAGAAACUUAGCAAAAAUUGCCCAGCAGGAACAAGUUGUCUUUCUCUGAUUCUAGCCUCCCCCCCACUCUUCCCCCCCCCCCACACAUUUGACUUCAAGUCUCAGUAAAUGGUAACUACACUCCUUGCAAGAUGAGGUUAGCCUACAUUUUCCUCCCUGUCUUGCUUCAGGGCUGUUUUCUGUUGAGAAGGGUGCUCGGCCAAGGGACAGAACUAUCGAGCAGCUUGGUAACCUUUCAAGAUUGCCCUGUGGAUUUGUUUUUUGUCCUGGAUACCUCUGAGAGUGUUGCCUUAAGGAUAAAGCCUUUUGGGGCCUUGGUUGACCAGAUCAAGACAUUCACCGAACUAUUCAUUGAUAAGUUAACUGACAGAUAUUAUCGGUGUGACCGGAAUUUAGUGUGGAAUGCUGGAGCCUUACAUUACAGUGAUGAGGUGGAGCUCAUCAAGGAACUUACCCGUAUGCCCAAUGGGCGAGAUGAUUUAAAAAAAAAGGUGUCUUCCAUAGUUUCUAUUGGGAAAGGUACCUAUACAGAUUGUGCCAUCAAGAGAGGGAUUGAAGAGCUACUGGUUGGAGGGUCUCAUCUGAAGGAAAAUAAAUACCUGAUUGUGGUGACAGAUGGACAUCCCUUGGAAGGCUACAAAGAGCCCUGCGGGGGACUGGAAGAUGCUGCCAAUGAAGCAAAGCAUCUGGGGAUCAAAGUGUUCUCCAUCGCCAUAUCUCCAAACCAUCUGGAAUCCAGGCUAAGUGUGAUUGCCACAGACCACACGUAUCGUCGCAAUUUCACAGCAACCGGACUUUCUUCAUCGCCACGUGAUAUCGACAAUACAAUUGACACCAUCAUUGAUAUGAUUAAAAAGAAUGUGGAGCAAGAGUGCUGCUCAUAUGAAUGUCAGCCUGCUCGAGGCCCCCCGGGACCAGUUGGGGAUCCAGGAUAUGAGGGAGAAAGAGGGAAACCUGGCCUGCCAGGAGAAAAAGGUGACACUGGAGAGCCCGGGAAGCAAGGUGACCCCGGACCUGUUGGUUACCAAGGAAUGAAGGGAGAAAAGGGUGGUCGAGGUGACAAGGGCUCAAGAGGUGCAAAAGGUACCAAGGGGGAGAAGGGCAAGCGCGGCAUCGAUGGAAUUGAUGGCAAGAAGGGUGAACAAGGUUUUCAUGGAUUACCAGGGUGCAAAGGAUCCCCAGGAUUUGAUGGCUUACAAGGACCUCUUGGACCAAAAGGGGACCCUGGUUCUUAUGGACCUAAAGGCGUAAAAGGAGAACCUGGGCUUGAGGGAGGACCUGGUAGGCGUGGAAACAACGGAGCCCCUGGAGAAAGGGGUCAGCCUGGAGGUCCUGGCACCCCUGGAGAGAGAGGAGAAUUGGGAGACGAGGGAAAUCCUGGCCCAGAUGGCCUCAUUGGAGAGAGGGGUGGCAAUGGAGAAAGAGGGCCACCAGGUAUCCCUGGUAACCGUGGACAAAGAGGAGACAAGGGUGAUCCAGGGCCACAAGGUGACCAAGGCCGAGAAGGACCUUUUGGACCACCUGGAGAUCCAGGUGAAGCUGGGCCAGCUGGGCCAAAAGGGUACAGAGGAGAUGAGGGGCCUAAUGGAGCAGAGGGCCCUAAAGGACUGCUUGGGCCACCUGGAUUACCUGGUGACACUGGCAUGAUGGGAGAAAGGGGAGAAGAUGGCCCACCAGGAAAUGGUACAGACGGUUUCCCUGGCUUCCCAGGAUAUCCUGGCAUCAGAGGUGCCCCCGGAGUUAAUGGUACUAAAGGCUAUCCUGGUCCAAAAGGUGAUGAAGGAGAGAUUGGAGACCCUGGGCUGGAAAGCAACACCACUGGGAUCAGAGGCAUGAAAGGAGCCAAAGGGUACAGAGGACCGGAGGGCACGCCAGGACCUCCAGGACCCAUAGGCCCUCCAGGACCAGAUGAAUGCGAAAUUUUAGAUAUCAUCAUGAGAAUGUGUUCUUGCUGUGAGUGCAAGUGUGGUCCCGUCGACGUGCUGUUUGUUCUGGACAGCUCAGAGAGCAUUGGCCUGCAGAACUUCCAGAUUGCUAAGGAUUUCAUCGUUAAGGUCAUUGACAGACUGAUCAAAGAUGAACAUGUGACGUUUGCUCAAGGAGAAUCCCACGUUGGUGUUGUGCAGUACAGCCAUGACAAUACCCAGGAACUGGUAGCCAUGGGAGCUAACAACAUUGGUAACAUUGGAGCCUUCAAGGAGGCUGUGAAGAACCUGCACUGGAUCGCUGGCGGCACCUUUACUGGGGAGGCUCUUCAGUUCACCAAGGAGAACUUGCUGCGGCAGUUUCCCUCUGACAAAAGAGUGGCCAUAGUCAUCACCGAUGGACGAUCAGACAUACUUCGAGACCGAACCCCACUCAAUGUUCUCUGUGAAGUCAAUACCCAGGUGGUCCCAGUGGGUAUUGGUGACCUUUACAGUGCUCCUCCAAACCCUGAGCAAUUAAUAUCCAUUUCCUGUGGAGGCUUGUCUAUACAACGGGAAAACUUUGCUGAACUACUCGACGACACUUUCCUACAGAAUGUUACCUCUGAGAUAUGCAAAGAAAAGAAAUGCCCAGAUUACACUUGCCCAAUCUCUUUUGCUGGCCCAGUGGAUCUCACACUCCUUGUGGAUAGUUCUACCAGUGUUGGAAGCCGUAACUUUGAUACCACCAAGAAAUUUGUGAAACGCCUUGCAGAACGAUUCCUGACAGCAGCCAAACCUGCAGAGAACACCGUGCGCAUCUCUGUCAUCCAGUACAGUGGAAAAGCCCAGCAGAAACUGGAAGCACAGUUUGAACAGAAUUACACAGUGAUUGCUGAUACUAUCGAAAAAAUGGAAUUCAUUAAUGAUGCCACAGAUGUGAAUGCAGCCCUGAACUACGUUACCAACCUGUAUCGGCAGUCUUCACGUUCUGGUGCUAAGAAGAGAGUGUUGGUUUUCUCUGAUGGCAACUCUCAAGGCAUCACCAGAAGUGCCAUUGAGAGGGCGGUUCAGGAGGCCCAACAGGCAGGCAUUGAAAUUUAUGUACUAGUGGUUGGCACUCAAGCCAACGAGCCCAAUAUACGUGUUCUUGUCACUGGAAAAACGGCUGAAUAUGACGUGGCCUAUGGAGAGCGCCAUCUUUUCAGAGUGCCUGAUUACCAGUCUCUGCUGAGGGGCGUCUUCUAUCAAACUGUCUCCAGAAAAAUAGCCGUAGACUGAGGAGGUGGAGCAUAGAGAAGCAGGAUAUAUAGAUUCUAUGUUUUCAAAAAUAAAAUGUUAGCAACCAAUGGAACCCAUGUUUUUAUAGAAAACCAUACAUAGCCCACUUGCAUCCUUUCUCUCAAGAAAUGUUAUAUCCAUCCCUGUCCAUCCCUGUUUUCUUUAUUGUGGAUGAAGUCUUCUAACCUGCAGGGGGGAAUGUAGGGUUGAUUUAUUCCUGCCUUAGUCAAUAGUUUUCUGAAAAGACUAUUUUCAAAUCAUAUCUCACAGAUAAACUGGGCUGAUAAGGAAGUUUAAAUGCACUAUCCUCUUUUCUGAGGUUGAUAGCACAUUUAGCGCAGAUAUUAGGAUCUUCUUCAUAGAAUAAAAUAACCCUCUAUCUCACUGCUAAAAUUACUAUUUUCAAAACUUGGCUGUUCUUUUAUUUUGUAACAAGAAAGAUAUUGAAUAGUGAUUAUUGUUCAGACAAGUCAGCUCCAGAAAGAUGAUUUUGUCCUCAAAAAUAUAUGGGCUGCUUCUUGAGAUACCUAUUGCUCUCCAUUGUGGAGGUUAUUAAAGUGGUAACUUCAGGUUUGCAAUCCAGCUCAAAGCCAGUUAUGUUAACAACAAGAUUUAAACCAACAGCAUCUCACCCAAACUAGAAUCUACAUAUGGAGGAAGCGACAAAUGACUUAUUCAACAACAACGUUUGGGCAUCUUGACUUCAGAGGGCCCGAUCCUUUCCACUGUGAUAGUCAACAUGGGUGCUACCUCAACCUGGCAUCCACAGGCUGAGGUUUACAUUGUUGGUUUGUUUACACCAGCCUUCCCCAACCUGGUGCCUUCCAGAUGUUUUGGACUACCAUCAGCCACAGCAAGUAUGGCCAGUGGUUAGAGAUAAUGGGAGUUGUAGUCAAAAUAUCUGGAGGGCAAAAUGUUGGGGAAGCCAGUUUACAAGUCAUUCCCGAAAAGUGUAUUUAAAGUUGGGAAUUGGUUUGGACAGGUUGAAUUCAGUAUUUCCAAUGGUGCUCUUGCUAUGAAUUCAGUAUACUUGUAAAAAAAAAAAAAAAAACAGGAUUUUUUUCAAGAUUGUGGCUUUUAUUGUUUUGUAAUCAAUAUUCAUUUUACCAUUUCAUUUUAUUUUAUUCCUGUGUUUUACUGACAGUUGUUCAUUUCAAGAUUUGUUCAAAUAAACCAUUUUCCACAGUUUCGGCGGGAGGAAAAUUGGUUUUAUGUCAG